AUGGCAUGUACAGCGACACUCGAUGUAUCACCUCCGGUACAUCGUUGGAUGGACACCGCUCUUCAAAGGGAUGCUUUUAAAAAGACUAUCCCUAUCCUUGCCGCCAAGGUUUCUGCUUCUAAAACCGGGUCUCUGCUAAAGUCUGAUAUCAUGAAGAAAUCCCUCAUGAAUUUGCCAAAAGUACGCAGCGUUCUUCGGGACCCCCACGAUGACCUCGAGAGGCUAGUAUUGCUGAAUGUAUCUGAGGAUGAUGCCCUCUCGCCGGAGGUUCGCAACUUCUUGCAGGAACAGUCUGCUACGCUGGUGGUGCACAACCUAGAGUUGACUUACGACUACUGGACGGCUGAUGAAAUCUUACAUUCCAUAUUGCCCGAGGAGCUUUGCAAGGGUUCCCCAUCAGGGUUCGCAAUUACUGGCCAUCUCGCUCACAUGAACCUCAAUAAAGAAUAUCUACCCUAUAAACAUAUCAUCGGUCAAAUCAAAAAUCCUAUGAUUAAAACAGUCGUCAAUAAAUUAGACAGUAUUGAUACAAAGUACCGAUUCUUCAAGAUGGAACUGCUCGCUGGAGAACCUAAUUAUGUCGUUGAGCACCACGAGUCUAAUUGCCGAUUCACUUUUGACUUCACCCAUGUUUACUGGAAUUCACGGCUUCAUACAGAGCAUGAUCGGCUUGUCCAACUCUUCCGACCAACCGACGUCAUUGCAGAUGUAUUUGCUGGCGUGGGUCCUUUCGCAAUUCCUGCUGCCAAGAAAGGGUGUGCGGUACUUGCUAACGAUCUAAACCCCGAGAGUGCGAGGUACUUGAGCCAGAAUAUCGUUGACAAUAAAGUCACAAGUUUGGUCCGCGCUAGCUGCGAGGAUGGUCGUGAUUUCAUUAAAAAGGUUAUCGGCCGUGCGAGGGAUCAUCCUUUCCCCACAUACACCGGGCCGAAACUUAGCAAGAUGCAAGAAAAGGAGAGACGCAAGUUGCAACUAGCAGAAUCUCGUCCAAUAGCAGCACUUGGACUGGUUGAUCUGCCAACCGUGGAGAAUCAGUCUCCUCGUCACACUAUUUCACAUUUUGUGAUGAAUCUUCCGGACUCGGCGAUCGACUUCCUCGAUGCCUUCCGUGGAAUUCUAUCAGAAAGCGAAUGGGACUUCGGCAAUUACGCCAACAUGCCUAUGAUUCAUUGUCAUUGCUUCACACGCGAACUCCAUCCAGACAGGGCUGAAGCGGACAUUAUACAGAGGGUUGAAAGUAAACUCGGACAUAAGCUGGAGACAGAGGUGACAUUGCAUAUGGUUCGGUCUGUUGCUCCAAAUAAAGACAUGUACUGUAUCAGUUUUAGAUUGCCUCGUGACGUGGCCUUUGCGCAGUAA
Molecule: messenger RNA, 1359 nt
Organism: Suillus plorans
Lineage: Eukaryota; Fungi; Basidiomycota; Agaricomycetes; Boletales; Suillaceae
Product: Met-10+ like-protein-domain-containing protein
Exons: 9
Coding region: 1-1359 (452 amino acids)
Biological process (GO): tRNA N1-guanine methylation; mitochondrial tRNA methylation
Cellular component (GO): cytoplasm; mitochondrial matrix
Source: RefSeq, a predicted model, not a curated record